This is a messenger RNA of Rotaria socialis, 3087 nucleotides long. NCBI's taxonomy places the organism in Eukaryota, Metazoa, Rotifera, Eurotatoria, Philodinida, Philodinidae. The record is from the annotation of a GenBank genome assembly.
AUGUGGCAUGUGAAAGUGAGUGGAUUUACAUCAGACGUACAUUCCGCAGUAUCUAAAAUUAGAAGCUAUUUAAAUGAUGUAGUUGAUACUGAAGUACAAAUUCCUAUAUCAGGAGUUAUGGCAUUUUUUCUUAGAAGAAAAGCGUCUGCUGAUAUUAAUAGACUAGGAAAUCUUCACAAUAUCAAGAUCAUCACCUUUUCUCCUCCUCGUCGCGCUAAUACUACUAAUGAACAUGAUAAUGAUAAUCAUUGUUUAAAACUGAUUGGUUCUGUGUCACGUAUUGAUUUGGGACAUACAGCAAUUCAAAAUUUUCUUGAAAAUUUAUCGGAAAAAGAACAAGACUUUCCAUGUGCUACAUGGGAUAUUUCAAAGAAUAUUUCUGCAAAUAUUAUAACAUGUCUGAAAAAAAUUCACGACUCAGAUGAUUAUGAAGCAGUCGGAAUGGUUAAGUUCUAUAAUUCAGCCAUCGAAAGAAGACAAACAACACCGAAAGUUACUAUUACAGUAGUUGCUUUCAAUAAAGAAACGGCAGAUGACGUGAUUCAACAAUGUAAACAUUUCGUUGAAGGAUAUGAUGUAUGGAAACCAUCUUUGGAGGAAUAUCGAGCCCUAUAUAAUAUAUUGUUGGUGGAAAAACGGCCAAAUAUUUCUCGCUUUCAACAAGAAUGGGGCAUUAACGUACAGCUUGAAAAUGAAACUAAUACUAUUAUUAUCCCUGCACGAUCAAGGAUAGUUGCAGAUGAAAUAAAAGAAGCUUUGCAGAAUUUAGCUGCAGGAAAAGCAAAUCGAAUCGCUAGUAUUACAAUAACUAUUCCUAUUCAGUUCAAUAUUCGUCGUUUUGUUUAUCAAGCUAUUCAACCUCUACUUGAAGAAGUAAAAACAAAAAGAGUUUAUAUUGACUCAAAAGAUCGGAAUGGACUAACUCUUCAUGGCCGUUCUGAAGUCAUCAAUUCGGUUCAAGAAAAAAUCAAAAUCAUCAUUAAUGAUAUUAAUCAAAAAAUUGUUACAAGUCAUUUAACAUUAACAUCUAUCGAAUCAGAAUUAAUUCGAGCUAAUUCAUAUCAAGUUCUUACACGUAUUGAACGUGAAACCAAUACCAUCAUUCGUGAUGUUAGAAUAGAUGCGAAAGUUUCAAAAUUAGAUAAAAAUGAUGAUACCAGCUCGACUAUAACAUGUGUGAAAAAUAGUCGUGAUCAAACAAUUCUUGUCAAGAAAGGUGAUAUUAUAAAGGCGAAAGAUGUUGAUGCUAUUGUAAAUGCUGCAAAUGGGCCAUUGAAUCAUGCAGGAUGUUUAGAUAAAGCCAUUUCAGAUGCUGCUGGUCCUGCACUUGAUCAAGAAUGUAAACAAUUAAUUGCGACAAAUGGAGGUGUAGCAAUAUCUACUGGUAAAGCAGUUAAAACAACAGCUGGUCGUCUUCCUUAUAAAAGUGUUAUUCACGCAAUUGGUCCUCAAUAUUUUGGUGGGAAUCAACAAGAGCGUCCAUUAUUAUUUUUUAGUGUCUUGUCCAGUUUGCGAAUUGCUGAACAAGAAGGUUAUAAUAGUAUAGCAUUACCAGCCAUCAGUGCUUCGACUUACGGUUUUCCGUUACAAGAUUGUACAAAUAUUGUGAUUCGUGCAGUAAAACAAUUCUUUGCUGAUUUUCCAAAAUCACAUUUAAGAAAAGUAAUUUUAUUAGAUAAUGAUGAUGCAGCUUGUAAUUCAUUUGCACGUGAAGUUGGAAAGGAUCAUACAAAUACAGCUGCAGGCAAUGAUGAGGAUAUUACCAAAUAUGAUUUACCUCCGCUAACGGCUAAAUGGUGUUGGCAAGACGAUGAUGGGGAAAAAAUUAGUGAUGACAGUCAGACACGUCAAAUCGAAGCUGCAUUUCAACACUGUUUACAAACUUCCAUUCCAUCAACAUUAAAAAUUAAUCCUGAUAACUUAACAAGUGCUACUAUUGUUUGUUAUAGUAUUCAUUUUCAUCCUAAUUUGAGACAAUUAUGGAUUGCCGAUCCAAAUGUAUUAAAUGGUCGUUUUGUUUGUGGAUAUCAAAUGAGAGAAAGUACUGCCUAUAAACGAUAUAUUAUUCGCUAUCCAUUGGUAUCGCCAGUACAUAAUACAUCUGAUGGAUAUCGACCGAAACCAUUGGAUACAUAUCAUUUAAAGAUGCAGUCUAAAGAAGAGGAUUGGAAUAUUAUAAGUAUCAACAAUACAGCAGUAAAGCAAGCAGAGAUAGCAAUUAGAAAAGCCAUCGUGUCUGCUACAAUUUCCGAACCAUUCUCCGUAAAUCUAAAAGAAGAUAUUGAUGCUCAUAAGACAGCAAUUACUACUAUUGCAAUUCAACAAUUUAUUCAUAUUGAUUUUCAACAAGAUUCCACCGGAAAUUUAUCAUUGAUAUUGAAAGGUUUUCAACAAAAUAUCUUACAAGCAAAAUUACAAAUUUCAUUAUAUGUACAAGAUAUUUUGAGGAUGGAGGCUGAUAAAGAUGACGAAUUAGAUAUACCUAGACAAUGGGGCGAUCAAGAAGAACAAUUUAAAUUAGUCGAAUUACUUAAAAAUGAUACUGAUUUUAUUCGUAUUGAAAAACGCAUGCGAGAGACUGUAAGUAAUGUGAAAAUUGAUAAGAUCGAACGCGUACAAAAUUUAAGAUUAUGGAAUCAUUAUGCCCUUCGUCGUCGAAUUCUUCAACAAGAAUUAAGUAAUAAGCCUAAUUUACAAAUUGAAAUGGAAUUAUUUCACGGCACUCGAGCAGCACCGCCUAAGGAAAUCUAUAAUGGUGAAUAUGGUUUUGAUAUGACAUUUUGUACAAGUGGUUUGUGGGGACUCGGGACGUAUUUUGCUAUGAAUGCUUCAUAUUCUUGUCAAAGCUAUUCUUAUCAAUUACCGAAUGGCAAACGUCAAGUGUUUCUAGCUCAAGUGCUAACAGGAGAAGUUUUUGAUUAUAAAGGCAAAAAUGAUCAAACCUUACGUCGACCUCCGAAGAAGAACGAAAGCAUAUCAGAAACACGUUAUAACAGUGUAGCCGGGGAAACAGGAGGCAGUAAAGUUUACAUUGUAUACGAAAACCGUGUUGCUUAUCCUACGUUUCUGAUUACCUAUAGUCAAUGA